AUGGGAGAAACACGUGACAGAGGGGGUGGGGAACCGGAGGCCCAAGAGUCGGAGCAGGCGAGUAGCGAGGAGGGGGAGUCUGAUGAGUGCGAGGAGGGCGUGAAUGACAAGGCAGCGACGCGACGGCGGAGAAUAGCCGCGGGUACCGCGUCCAGGAGGAGCGGGGCCGCGAAGAGAUUAAAGGCGGAGGUAGGAAGGGGGAGCGGGCGAAAGGCAUCCAAAGAGGAGUUGGAGAUUAAGUACGGGUUCAGCGACGAGGAGGUCGUCGCGGCACGAUCCGCAUUGAUGGAAUGGUACGACGCGAAUAAGCGUGACCUGCCGUGGCGAGCGGCCGCAGGGAGCGAGAAAGCGGAGCGGAUGGAGGAGGGGCGCAACGAUAGCAAGGAGGCGCGGGAGGCAGGGGGGAACGAGCGCGGGGAGCAGGAGGCGCAGGAGGCGCGGGAGGAGCGGGAGGAGCGGGAGGAGCGGAGGGCGUACGGGGUGUGGGUGAGCGAGGUGAUGCUGCAGCAGACGCGCGUGGCCGUGGUGGAGCCCUACUUCCGCCGCUGGCUGGCGCGCUGGCCCUCCCUCCCCCUCCUCGCCUCCGCCUCCCUCGAGGGAGCGCAGCACAUACAGCAGCAGCACGGGGGGCGCAUGCCGCGCACAGCCAGGGAGCUGCAGGCAGUGCCGGGCAUCGGCCCUUACACCGCCGCUGCUGUCGCCUCCAUCGCCUUCCGCCAGCCAGUGGCAGCGGUGGACGGGAAUGUGAUGCGCAUCAUGGCGCGCCUGAGAGCCGUGCCACUGCCCAUGCAUGAGAGCGCCGCCACCUCCCUCUUCUCCCACCUCGCCUCCCAACUGCUGCACCCCGCACGCCCCGGGGACUUCAACCAGCUGCGUCCCCGCGCCUCGGCCGAGAUCCAGGCGCCUUAG
Closterium sp. Naga37s-1 is the source of this 909-nucleotide messenger RNA. NCBI's taxonomy places the organism in Eukaryota, Viridiplantae, Streptophyta, Zygnematophyceae, Desmidiales, Closteriaceae. The record is from the annotation of a GenBank genome assembly.